Messenger RNA from Triticum dicoccoides, 840 nucleotides. RefSeq lists its product as uncharacterized. The transcript has a single exon. NCBI's taxonomy places the organism in Eukaryota, Viridiplantae, Streptophyta, Magnoliopsida, Poales, Poaceae. Bases 28 to 615 code for a protein of 195 amino acids. The record is from RefSeq and is a predicted model, not a curated record.
AUUCAACCUGUAUUCAAAAAACUGUGGAUGGGAUCAGGUCUCUCUCACAACCACCGGAGCAGCGUCGCGCCCCAGCAGCAGCCGUCGUCGGCCCGCGUCAUCGCCGCCGACGGCUCGCUGACGGAGUUCGCCACCUCCUCGCCUGUCAGCGUCUCCGACGUCCUGGGCGGCAAUGCGGACGGCCCCUUCUUCUUGUGCAGCUCCGACGCGCUCUACUUCGAUGAGGACGUGCCGGCGCUCGGCGGCGGCGAGCAGCUCCGUCCCGGCCAGAUAUACUUCGUGCUCCCCGUCGCGAUGCUCGGGCGGCCCCUGUCGAGCGCCGACAUGGCGGCCAUGGCGGUGCGCGCGAGCGAGGCGCUGGCGACGAGAGCGCGGCCGCGUGGACGCGGCGCCGGCAUCAGGAAGGUGCGGGUCACGCCGGUGCACCCCGAGAGCGGGCGUGGCGACGUGGACGCCCAGGUUAACGCGAAGCUCAACGAGAGGAGACUCGGGGAGUACUCUGUGAAAGCCUCUGGUAAUCCGGCGAAAAUCAGCAAGAAGGCUGCCGUGGCGGCAUGUCCGCCGGCGAAGAAGCCGCUCAAGCCGCUCAGCACCAUCAAAGAGGAUGAGGAGUGAGGAAAUGCUCAUAAGAACAUCGCCAGGCGACGCCGAGUGAUAAAAAUGGAAGGAAAUUACUACAAGAUUUUUGAUAGGAUUUUUUUGUCUUUUCUUUUUGUGUUAUCCAUUUUUUGGAACUGUGAUGUUGGUGAGGAAGAUUCAAAAAAGAUAGAUAAGGAUGUCGGUUGUUGAUUUGCCAUUGUACAUAUAUUUGGUAACAAAGGGAAAUGAGAUUUGUUCAUA